AUGUCAGGAUCCCUCAAGAUUCCUCUACCAGCACAAGCAGUACAAUCAGUACAAGCAGUACUAGUAGUAUGUCUGCUACUGGUGUGCUUGGCUGAAGUGUCCUUUGGGUUUGUGGUCAAUCCCAAGUUGGUCCAGCCUGGUAUUCAUGCCAACAGUAAGGUUCUUAAGCCUGAGGGGAUGAGUAUGGUUCAGGUUCAGGUUCAGGUUCAGGUUCAGGUUCAGGCUCAGGUCCAGGUCAAGACCAUGCUGUGGCUAAGCAGUGGUGGUGCAAGUGGUGGCAACCCCAAUGAAGAUGAAGCAGAUGAAGCAGAAGGAGCAGAAUUGGCUUCUCAAUUGUUCCAAAUGGCAGCCAAGUAUGGAAUUACAGGAGGAGAUGAUUUAGCCUUGGAGGAUGAAGAAGAUGAGGAGGAAGAAGAUGAAGAUGAAGAUGAUGAAGAAGAAGUGAAUAUUCCCCAAGGAGCCAUCAAUGCUUUCCUAGGUUAUGACACUGGAGAUGUGGGAGAAAAACUAGCUGGCAAUGUCAGUCUGACCGACAAUCAGUUGUACUCGGAAGUCAAAGACAGAGUCCUAGAUACGGCUGGAGGAUUUGUGGAAAUGGUCAGAGGACCCAGAGAUGACGACGAGGAAGACGAAGAUGGACCCUGGGGAGAUGACAAACCCAAGGAAUAUAUUCCUCCUAUCCGAGUACCUGAUGCCGAACUCACUGCUGGAGAAGUCGUUCUGCUCAUUCUAGAAGCACUCAACAACAAUGACAAUCCAUCUACAAACAGAGGAGUAGAAAUACUUUUCGGAUACGCAAGUCCAGGAUCCACCAUUCAAGAGGAACGCAAAAUUGGACUCACCGAACAAGAUUAUGCUGACUUUCUGAAAGAAUCAGAAUACAAGGUGCUCUUUCAGCAUGAAAAGGUCACCAUUGACAAGGGCGACUACUCGUUUGACGGAAACAAGGCAUUCUUCACGGCGAGAUUGCAAACUGGACCUAAUCCUACCAUGGAUGUCGUGCCCGUAAACUUUAUUCUUUCUUCCUCGGCCGGGUCCACCGAUGAGUCGUGCUGGUUGGUUGAUAGCAUGUUGAUCAGGCCGCAGGCCAUGAGGAGGAGGAGACGAAAGUAG
Molecule: messenger RNA, 1113 nt
Organism: Seminavis robusta
Lineage: Eukaryota; Bacillariophyta; Bacillariophyceae; Naviculales; Naviculaceae
Source: the annotation of a GenBank genome assembly